CGCCCCUGCCGCCGCGGCGUCCCCCGCCCGGCGCCAUGGCCGCUGCGGCCGGGGAUGGCGCGGCGAAGCCACUGCAAAGCGCUAUGAAACUGGCCAACAAGGCCAUCGAGCUAGACACCAGCAACCGGCCCCGGGAGGCGUAUGUGGAAUACCUGAGGAGCAUCCACUACAUCUCCCAAGUGUUACUCGAGGACGUGGAAAACACUACCGAAGCAGGGGAAACAGUGUCCCCUGAUACCUCAAAGAUGCUAAAGCUGGCUGAGCAGUGUCUGGAGCGGGCCCAGUCAACAGCUACCAAACUUGGGAAGAUGUGCCUGAAGCCAGCCGUCCCUGUGGCUCCUCCCGUCCCCUUGCCCACCAGCCGUCACCGACGAGUGUGUUCAGACGAAGGAGGGAAGCUCUCUCCUUUCCUGCCUCCUGAGAUCUUCCAGAAGCUGCAGGUGGCAGAAUCCCAGAACUCUAAGAAGGAGCUAACACCCCUGGAGAAGGCCUCCCUACAGAACCAGAAGCUGAGGGCCACAUAUGAGGCCCGGAUGGCCCGUCUGGACCCCAGCCAGGCCAUGCAGAAGACAUCACUGACUCUGUCUCUCCAGCGGCAGAUGAUGGAGAAUCUGGUGAUCGCCAAAGCAAGAGAAGAAACCCUCCAGCGGAAGAUGGAAGAGCGCCGCUUGCGCCUUCAGGAGGCUGCCAACAGGAGGUUCUGCAGUCAAGUUGCUCUGACCCCCGAAGAGCGGGAGCAGCGGGCCCUGUAUGCUGCCAUCCUGGAAUACGAGCAGGACCACGACUGGCCAAAACACUGGAGAGCCAAGCUCAAGCGCAACCCAGGGGACCUGUCGGUAGUGAGCGGCCUGGUGUCCCACCUGCUCAGCCUUCCUGACCACCCAAUCUCGCAGCUCCUGAGGAAGCUGCAGUGCGCCGUCUACAGUGCACUGUACCCUGCUGUGAGCCGGGCGGCCCUCAGUGCUGCGCCUGCCCCAGGCUGCUGCUCCCUGCCUACCGAAGCCAACGGCCUCCUGGCUCCUGGGAGCCGGCGACUUCGGUCCUCCCAGAGCCUCUACUGCAUGCUUUCCCCCUCAGAGCCCAGCACAGCCCCAAGACCUCUGGACGGACCUCCGUCCAUACCUCCUAUCCCCACACUCCACUCAGGCCACCCAGACAGAGAGGCAGACAGCAGCCCAGCAGGGCCUUCCUCACCCCUGGUCGAUGCUUCAUCCCACCUGCCAGACAAGGACAGCUCCUUUGAGGACCUGGAACAGUUUUUGGCCAUGUCUGAGCCGCAGACCCCCGGAGCAAAGAGGGAGCCCUUGCUGGAGUGUCUGAAGAGCACAGUGAAGGACAUUCACAACGCCAUUGACAGACUGCUCUCGCUGACUCUUUUGGCCUUUGAGAGCCUGAAUACGGCCACCUCCAAAGACCGCUGUCUGGCAUGCAUCGAGGAGCCCUUCUUCUCCCCACUGUGGCCCCUGCUGCUGGCCCUCUACAGGAGUGUGCACCGUACCCGGGAGGCUGCUGUGAGCAGGAGCAUGGAGCUGUACAGGAAUGCACCCCCUUCAGCCCUUGGCAUCCCCUCCAAGCUCCUCCCACGUGCCCCUGAGGCUCAAGCCUCCACCUACCCCUACUGCACCGCAGCCCAGGAACUGGGGCUGCUGGUUUUGGAGAGCUGCCCCCAGAAGAAGCUGGAGUGCAUCGUGCGGACUCUGAGGGCCAUCUGCAUCUGUGCAGAAGACUACUGCCGUGCCCAGGAGGCCAGGCCUGAGGCUGGAACCCAGCCCCCUGCUGCUGCCAUUGGUGCUGAUGACCUGCUGCCCAUCCUGUCCUUCGUGGUGCUGAGGAGUGGCCUCCCCCAGCUGGUGUCAGAGUGUGCGGCCCUGGAGGAAUUCACUCAUGAAGGGUACCUGAUUGGAGAAGAGGGCUACUGCCUGACAUCACUGCAGAGCGCCCUGAGCUACGUGGAGCUUCUGUCCCGGGGACGGCUGGACAAGUAGUGGAGGCUGGACCUUACAGACAAAGGAGCCUCAGGACCUCCACGCUGUACUGUGUAUCUGGUUUGGGGACACCAGAGGCCAGCCUGCUGUGGGGCACUCUAUAGCUCUUGCCCACCUUCCUAACCACACGUCUGUCCUGAAGGCCUAGCACAGUGCUCUUUAGCAGGACAUAGCAGGCUGAGUCAGGCUUGCUCUGUCCUGCCUCUCAGACCCCAUAGGAGAAAUCUGGAGCUGCUAUUUCUUGGGGAUCCUGAAACACUGAGGGGCCUCCAGUAAACCUGGAUGGCCCUGACCUGGUCUCGUGAAUGCUACGCAAUCCCUACUGGAAUAUCAACACAGAAAUGGGCACUGGGAGCCUUGCCAGGCCAGUCUAGUUUUACAAUCCUCCAGUCUCCUGAAACAGCCCAAGUUUAUGUGAGCCAGUUUCUUGUUAGUCAAUAACAAGAGAGCUUUACCCUUACCCCAGCCGAGUGGGUGCAGGUACUGUGAGGCUGUGCUGUUUAUUUAUCGGGCAGCAACUGCCCUGCUUGCUUCUGCUGGCCCAGGUGCCACUGCUCAUGCCUGGAACAAGAGCCUGUCUCCUGCCAAGGUCCAGGACAUCCUGUUCUGGGGUCACCUUGGUUAGGGACAGUGAACAUUCAGGACACUGGCUAACACACACAGUUGUACAGACUCCGGUGUUAAGAGUCCUAGGGUCAGCACGCUGACUGUUAUAUGCCCCCAGGCGACCAGCAACUCAGCCUGUAAUAAAGAAGUUGCACACUA
Psammomys obesus (fat sand rat) is the source of this 2750-nucleotide messenger RNA. RefSeq names its product VPS9 domain containing 1 (gene Vps9d1). The transcript has 15 exons. Gene Ontology annotation, biological process: vesicle-mediated transport. The record is from RefSeq and is a predicted model, not a curated record. NCBI's taxonomy places the organism in Eukaryota, Metazoa, Chordata, Mammalia, Rodentia, Muridae. The coding region runs from base 36 to 1985 and encodes 649 amino acids. Gene Ontology annotation, molecular function: guanyl-nucleotide exchange factor activity; small GTPase binding. Gene Ontology annotation, cellular component: cytosol; endocytic vesicle.